Messenger RNA from Daktulosphaira vitifoliae (grape phylloxera), 2975 nucleotides. RefSeq names its product sodium-dependent nutrient amino acid transporter 1 (gene blot). Lineage: Eukaryota; Metazoa; Arthropoda; Insecta; Hemiptera; Phylloxeridae. Gene Ontology annotation, cellular component: membrane. Gene Ontology annotation, biological process: sodium ion transmembrane transport. The record is from RefSeq and is a predicted model, not a curated record. The transcript is spliced from 13 exons. Bases 203 to 2689 code for a protein of 828 amino acids.
ACGUAUUCGCUUUAAUAGACGUCCGUAAAAUUAUGUGUUCGUUGGUGCCGUUAACGAAAAUUAAUAUAAAUAAUUAAUUUUAAUAGAUGUAAUAAAGUUAUUUUUUUCGUAUAUUUUAUGGUUAAAUUCUUCAUAUAUAAUAAAUAAGAAAUGCAAUGGGCCUUUGCAGUCACAAGGAUUUCUUCACAUUAAAUAUUUCAAAAUGACUAUUCGUAACUACUUGAUACAGCAGGUAACAAGGUCUAUGUCCAACACUUCAUUGGUGAUGCUCAUUAAAAACGAUCCAGUGAUACGAACCGUUGUAUCGGAAGUGACAGUAACUGAGCAGUCGUGCUAUGGCGUUUUCCGCAAGUUGGAGUCGGACGGUGAUGGAAGAGGCGGGUUUAGGGGCCGCAGUCGGUCGACACAACCUUCACCUACGAGACUGCCGCCGCUUGAACGUUUCAGUCAACGAGAGCAUGCGGCCGCGUACAGUACCGAUUGCUUCACCGAAGAAAUUGAUGAUGAUCCGUUUAUUACUUAUAGUGAUGCGAUAGUGAGCGGAACUGAAUUUGCGACUGGUGGAGCAACAAGUGUUGGUGAAGAUUCUUUAAGCGAUUUAGACACUGUUGUGUGGACUGAAGAGGACUACUCGCCGACUGUAGUGAUUAGCACAUCAUCAGUGGUCGGUUUUUAUCCGACCGAAGUCUUAGGGUCUGAUAUCACCACCAAAACGGGAGAUUUAUGUGCUGGGGGUGCGGCCGCCGCUCCGUACAGCCACACCCCCAUGGGAUCCACUACAAAGCUCGUCGGGAUCGACAAAAAUAGCGACGACACACCUAAUAUAUAUUGCUGUAAAUCGAAAUGUCUACAAAGUUUUAGCACGUUCCUUAUGACUAUUUCGUUGGCUGUCAGUUUGGCUAAUAUUAUAAGACUUCCACGAAUGGUUUUUCUGUAUGGCGGUGGAACAUUUUUGGUGUCGUAUUUGAUAGUAGCCUUUUUUUUUGGCGUUCCUCUCCUGUUCUUAGAAAUUACGCUUGGUCAAUUCUGUCAACAAGGUACCACUAAAUUAUGGCGAGCGGUACCAUUAUUAAAAGGUGUGGGGUAUGUAAAAUUACUGGCUUCUAUGUUGUUGGCUGCUUACUAUCCGAUUAUUAUGGCCUUAUCUUUCUUUUACGGAACACGAAGUGUCAUUGGAAGCAUACCAUUUCCUGAAUGCAGUAAUUCUAUACAUUUUUAUCAAGGUACAAAUUCGAAUAAAGGUGAAGAUUGCUUACAACAAACAUUUCUUUUGCCACUACAUAUGAAUUGGCGAUGGAUCUCGAUGGAUAUCUUAUUUGUAUUAAUCAUAUGGAUCUUCGUUUCAUUAAGUUUAAUAAAAAAUAGCAAGUCGUAUAGAACAACGUCAUUAGUUAUGGUUCCUGUCACUUUUAUGUCAUUAACUGUUUUGUUAACUAAAGGUCUUAACGCAGAUCGACGAGGUUUAGAAAUAUUGUUGGAAAUUCAUUGGGAAAAUUUGUUGACUUUAGACAUAUGGUACCACGCUGUGGUGCAGUUUUUGAUUACUACACAUUUGGGAUUUGGAAAUAUUACCACGUGUGCUGGUCGCUUGUAUUCGAAGUCUAAUCCUUUUUGGACUUCUGUACUUUUUACAAUAGUUAGCGUAACUGUGGGCGUGUGUGGAAUUUCAGUAUUGACAAUGUGGAUGUAUGACAUGCAAAAAGCUGGUAUAGUUUUCUUGCCUAAUGCAGCUUUAUCUGAAUUGUGGUUUUUGACAUUCGUGUACGAAAUUACUGCAAAAGGUAUAUUAUCAAAUUUAUGGGCCACUCUUGUUUAUGUUUUAGUAUUUUUAUCAGGAUUCCUCAGUUUGAUUGCGGCUAUAUAUACUGUAGUAGUAGGAUUGUCAGUGGAAACUAAGGAAAAAUGGAAGUGGUGGAUAUUAACUAGUACGGUUUGUUUCAUUGGUUUUCUUGUGAGCGUUUUGUGCUUAUUGCCUGAAAAUCUCCAAUCAAUUCAUCUUUUAGACGAGUACAUUAUUCCUCGUAUGAUAUUAACAUCUACAGUACUAGAACUGAUAGGAUUUGUUUGGAUUUAUGGAUUAAAAUCUCUAUCUAACGAUUUUGAAUUUGUACUGGGAUAUAAACUUUGUUUUCUUUGGAAAUCCUUAUGGCUGGGUACUCCUGUAUUGUUUACAGUUCUUGAGUUUUGGAGUUUGUUUGUAAUGCCUCUUUCAGAAUCUGAACAUUCUACACAUGAUUCUAUGUGGUUGUACGUAAUUGGUUGGCUUAUAUACUUGUUCACAUGGUCAUUAAUUCUUGGAAUGGCAGUAUGGCAAAUCUCUGCUCAAGUGGAUUACAACUUUUCUCAAAAAUUUUUGAGCACUAUUAAACCAUCUAGAAACUGGGGACCUGUAGAUCCAAUUUACAGACAUUGUUGGGUGCAAUGGAAAAAACAGUAUCAAGUUACAGGUGAACGAGAUUUUACGCUGAGACGUCGAGGUACUAGAGAUUAUACUCAUUCUAUUAAACGAGGAAAACAUUCAGCACCUCCUGGUACAGCAUAUAGUAUCAGUCCUUCAUCAUUAGAUCGUACAUCAUCUUUUUACAGUGUUGAAAAUUCACCAGUGACUCGAAGUAAUUCACAUUUAGAUCAUACUUAUGACCGAAGAUGGAGUAGGGAAGUAAAAAAUACAGCUAUCAAUUAUAUGUGAUUAAAUUUACUGUUAUGGGAUUAUACUAUUUUGCAUAUACAGUUAUCUAUAUUUUUUAUAAUAAUUAUUGACUUACUAAUCAUUUAUUUAAAAAUUAAAAAAGUGAGUGAAUUUAUACUAAGUUAAAUAUAAGAAUUGAAUUAUUUAAUUUGUUUUUAAACUUUUCAAAGCUUUGGCUUAAGAAAGAAAAUAUCAAGUUACCAUCAGAAUAUUGAUGAAUUAUAUGUAGCCAAAUAAUUUUUAUAGUUUUAUUACAGAAGUUAAAGGACUGAUUUGUAUUAAUUUU